Molecule: messenger RNA, 2928 nt
Organism: Paramecium tetraurelia
Lineage: Eukaryota; Ciliophora; Oligohymenophorea; Peniculida; Parameciidae
Exons: 8
Biological process (GO): protein deubiquitination
Molecular function (GO): cysteine-type deubiquitinase activity
Source: RefSeq, a predicted model, not a curated record
AUGCAAUCAGAAAAAUAGAAUAUCAUUCAGGUCACUGAUAUCGAAGCCGCAAAAUUAAAGAAUCAGGCUUUGGAAUACCAAAUUCUUUAAGUAGCCCUCUCUUAGAGUUUCCAAUCUGAUGCUAAUGAUGAGUUUUAUCUUUUAAGCACAAAAUGGCUUAAUUAAUGGAAGAACUAUGUUUCCUAUGAUGAGAUUGUGGCUGACAAGCCACCAAGCGAGUAUUUUGGAAGGAUUACACCUGACAUAAUUAAUAAUGAUCUACAAGACAAUGUACUAAUAAACUUCAAGUAUUAUCCUUUAUCGAAUCAUCCUUGGAACAAAUUUAUAAAAUAAGGCUUAUAGGAAAUUUUUGAUUAUGUAGUCAUCGAUAAGAAAAUUUGGAAAUUUUUUACAGACUCCUAUAAUGGAAUUCCAAUAAAUAGUAAAUUGGCGGAUGUAAAUUUGUUAAGAUUUAAAAGCAUCUUGCUUUAUCCAGCAAUAAUCAAAUAAAUAUGUUUAGGCAGAAUGCAGAGUCCAACAUUCGACAAUGAGGUGAUGUAAGUAGAUAGAAACAUGAAAUUCAAAGAUUAUUAAUCUUUGAUAUAAAAAACAGUGUAUACUUUUGUAGGGAAUUUUGCCAAAGAUAGCAGUGUUAGAAUUUGGAGAUAUAUCACAGACUAGAAAGAUCAAUAUCAAGCAUUAUAUGAUGAAAUUAACAAAUAAGUAUGCUAUUUAGAAAGUCAAGAUGAAAUGAGCUUUUAUUUUAAUGGAGAGCUACUUACACAUCAAUAGUAUGACUCCAUAAAAGAUAUCGGUAUUACUGAAACUCACCUCAUUGUAUUUGAAUUUAAAACUGAAGACCAACCAUGGUGUAUUAGAAAUUAAGCAGUGUAGAGAGAAGGAGAAUGUCAGUAUUGUCAUGCUUACAAAGUUCUAUAGUUUCCAUGUCUUUGCUAGAAAGUAGCUUACUGUCAAGAAGAAUGCAAAUAAAAAGAUUACAAAUCUCAUUUAUCUAAUUGUGAAAAGCUUGGCUCAGACGAUGAAUCAGUUAAAUACCUUACUCUUGCAUAAUCAUCAAUUAAGGGGAUUGUGGGUUUAUAAAAUUUAGGAAAUACAAGUUUUUUGAAUAGUGGAACCUAAUGCAUUUCCAACUCAUUUCCUUUGGUUGAAUAUUUCUUGAAGAAUUUAUAUUUUGAUGAGAUAAAUUUGGAGAAUCCUAUAGGUACACGUGGGUAAUUAGUAAAAAAGUUAGGAUCCCUCAUUAAAAGAAUGUGGUGUGGAGAUAGUAAGAUGAUAGUCCCUACAGACUAUAAAAAGGCUGUUGAAUAAUUUUAUCCAGUGUUUUCAGGUUAUCAUAUGCAUGAUUCAGCUGAAUUAAUAACCGCUAUUUUAGAUGGAAUUCAUGAAGAUUUAAACAGAGUGAAAAAGAAACUAUAAAUUCAAAAUAAGGAUUAUGAUGGUCGACCUGAUUUUGUUAUUGCUAAGGAAAGUUGGUUGAAUCAUCUGGCUAGAAACUAAUCGAUUAUUGUAGAUCUCAUUAAUGGACUAUAAAAAUUUACGUUAAAGUGUCCAACUUGCCAACAAGUUUCAAUUACCUUUUAACCUUAUUUAAUAGUAGAAUUAGACAUUCCAACUUAAAAAAAGACAACGAUUUCAUUCAAAUUUUAUGAAGAUCUGUUUAAAAGUACAUAAAUGACAAUUCCUUUUGAUAAAAAUAUAAAUAUUCCUUUAAAAGAAUAUUUGAAAUAUGUUGGUAGCAUAUUAAAAGUAGAUUCGUAGUUAUUUGGAUAUAUUAUUAAUACAGACAAAUCUUAUCAAUUUUUGGAUUAAAAUUAAUCUAUUGUUGAUAUAAGAAAGAGAUCAAAAAAGUCAUAACUUUGCUUUCGAAAAUUAACUGAACAUGAGAUUAAAAUGAAAAACCAAAUCCCUAUAUAAUUUGAGAAUUAAUAUUUUUAAAAUUCAAUAAGAAAAUCUUUUGAUUAAAAUGGUGUACUCAUUUGUGAUAGGUAAAUGAAGUUAAAAUAAGUUCACUUAUUAAUAUUUAAUCAUUUUAAUUAGUUUUUUUCUCAUCAUAAUAUACUUGGUUAUGGAGUAUACGUUUUAAAUUAAUAUUACACUUUAAUUUAUAGAACAAAUUAAAAUCCCUAGAAUCCAUGUAGAUUUUGCUAUGCUUAAAAUUGUGAUAAUUGUGAAGUCAAAUUCGAUGAUGAAACCAUUGAAUAGGUGAUGAAUAGAGCCUUUAAAAUAGAUCAAUAAGUAUCUUUUAAGAUAAUAAUUCUUUGGAAAUAAUGUCCAUUAGAAUAAGUUGGAUUAUCAGAUAUGUUUGAAUAUUAUAACAAAUUAUACAAACUUGAAGUUUAAGUUUAGAAUAUAGGCAAUAGUUUAAUUAACUAAAAAUCCUCUUAAAGAAAUGUUACUCUCUAUGAUUGCUUGCAAUAUUCAUAGAUGCCCUAAUAACUUAACAAAGAAAACACUUGGUAUUGUAAAAUAUGUAAAUAACAUGUCAAAGCAUUUUAAAGCGUUUAAAUUUAUAAGGCUCCUUAAUUAUUAAUCUUCAAAUUAAACAGGUUUAAGGCUAAUAAUAAAAUUUUUAAAUAAAAAAUUGAGGACCUUGUAAAUUUUCCAAUAAAUAAUCUUGAUAUGACAGAUUAUGUAAUUAAUUCUAAUACUCCUAAUGAAUUUUUGAAAGAAAAUGAAAGUAAUAAUGGAGAAAUAAAUAAAAAAAAAGUUAUCUAUGAUUUAUAUGCCAUAUCUAAUCAUUUUGGUGGAUAAGGAGAAGGACAUUACACAACCUAUGCAAAAAAUAAAUUUACUAAUAACUGGUACAAUUUUAAUGAUUCAAUGGUAAAUCAAAUAAUGGAAUCAUUUGUUGUAUCGGAAUCAGCAUAUGUGUUAUGCUAUUAAUUAAGAACAGAUGAAGAACAAUAAUGCUAAAAAAUAAAUGGAUGA